Molecule: messenger RNA, 3087 nt
Organism: Exophiala oligosperma
Lineage: Eukaryota; Fungi; Ascomycota; Eurotiomycetes; Chaetothyriales; Herpotrichiellaceae
Exons: 3
Coding region: 775-2721 (648 amino acids)
Biological process (GO): glutathione biosynthetic process
Cellular component (GO): glutamate-cysteine ligase complex
Molecular function (GO): glutamate-cysteine ligase activity
Source: RefSeq, a predicted model, not a curated record
GAAAGAUUUGCUUAUGAUAUUCCAUUCCGGUGAUUCUCUGUGUACAUAUUUGGCUUCGGUACUCAUUCGAAACUGCUCCCCGUCGCCUCUUUCUGAGUCUGGCUUCUCUCUUUCCGAAACUCGGUCAUUGCUGCACUCGGAAAAGCAAGGGAAAAUUUUCUGGGAAAACGUCACCAUCGGGCAGAAUCUCGACGACUCCAUUAGUUUGGGUUUUGUAUGACCCCAGGGAAGAAGACUCGCCAGUCUCGGAGCAAUAUUGUCAGAACACAGAGCGACAUGAGCAUGCCACGAUAAGGCUGUGCACACCCUGAAAUCUCGCGCGGACUUCUCACACUGCAUAUAUCGAGAGAGGCUCAACGCUGCGCCUUAUGCUGUCGGUUCCGAAGCUCGCGUAAUCCCGGGUCCCUUUGUCGGAAUUUCAUUAACGGCCUAUCAACACGACAUAAACUGCUCUGCUUGCAACCAUGGGUCUUUUACAGUUAGGGACGCCACUAGACUGGCCUGGGGCCAAAAAGGCAGCAAAUCAAGUUCGAGAAUGGGGCAUCGAGGUGCGGCUCAAAGUCCGGGGAAGAGGGAACAACACUCCAAUGUACUGACUUGGGAUCAAUACUAGCAACUACUCACGAUAUGGCGAAAGGCAAAGAGCAAAGAACGGGACGCUCUCCUUUGGGGUGACGAGGUAUUGACUUUCUUUCGUCCAGAUUGGACAGAGGAUUUUUUUCCCGGAUCCCUCUCUAACCCCGUACUUCCCAGAUUGAAUACCUCGUCGUCGCAAUGGACGAUGAACAUCAAAAGGUCCGGCUCUCAUUAUGUCAAGCCGAUGUUUUAGAGGCCCUUGCAAAGGACCAAGAGUUGGCACGGCAUGAUACGAUGGUCCCCGAUAUCCAGGAAGGAAACAUCAAAAGCGGUACCUUGCCCACGUUCCACCCCGAGUUUGGCCGGUUCAUGCUCGAGGCCACCCCGGGAAAACCGUGGGGCAUCGGUUUCAAAGACCUCCUCGACGUCGAAUCGGACAUGCGCAACCGCCGUGUCAUCGCCAAGCAACACAUGGAUGCCGACACGUACCCCAUCACCCUGACCACCUUCCCCCGUCUGGGCACCAAAGAUGACUUUAUCACGCCGUACUACCCGCCCUCUGGACCGGCGUUGCGGUCACAGUUCGUGCCGGACGAGAUCGCCAACCCACACAUCCGAUUUCCGACGCUGGCCGCCAACAUCCGCUCCCGACGGGGCCGCAAGGUCGAACUGAACGUGCCCGUCUUCAAGGACAAGGAGACGCCUUCCCCGUUCCACGACCCUACCGUCAAUUACGACCUCCACAGGUGGCCGGAGGACGACGACGUGCGCAACGGGGCGGCCAAGACCGACUGUGUCUACAUGGACGCCAUGGCGUUCGGGAUGGGAAGCUGCUGCCUCCAGAUCACGUUCCAGGCCAAGAACAUCCGCGAAGGACGCAAACUGUACGACCAACUUUCGCCUCUGGGGCCCGUCCUCCUGGCCCUCACGGCCGCGACGCCCAUCUACAAGGGGUUCCUGGUGGACACGGACGUGCGCUGGAAUCAGAUCUCGAGGGCCGUCGACGACCGCACCCCGGAGGAACUCGGGGAGAAACCGCUAGACGGCAACUCGCGCUGGCGCAUCCCCAAGUCCCGCUACGCCAGCAACAGCACUUACAUCGCCCAGGAGGACCCCCGCCUCCGCCCGGAGUACAUGGACCCGGACCUGAUCGUGGACGAGCGGCUGAAACAAAAACUGGUGGCCGGGGGCAUGGACGACCUCCUCGCGACUCAUUUCGCCCACCUCUUCAUCCGGGACCCCCUGGUGGUCUUCGCUGAGGACCUCGAGUCCCUCGACCCCGAGGGCAGCAACCAUUUCGAAAACAUCCAGUCGACCAACUGGCAGCACAUGCGGUUCAAACCGCCCCCUCCCGACGCCGACAUUGGCUGGAGGGUCGAGUUUCGCAGCAUGGAGAUCCAAAUCACCGACUUCGAAAACGCCGCCUUCAGCAUCUUCAUCGUGCUCGUGACCAGGGCCAUUCUCAGUUUCGACCUCAACUUUUACAUCCCCAUCCCCCGGACGACGGAGAACAUGGAGACGGCUCACGCCCGGGACGCCGUCAUGAAGGAAAAGUUUUGGUUCCGAAAGGACCCGUUUCUACCCCGACGUAACAGUCCCCGUGCCAGUCCUUUGCUCAACGGGGUCGUCGGUGCCGCUGAACCAGCGUCCGGUUCCGACGACAAAAACGGCGAGGCCAACACGAAACCCAAAUUCGGCCCGGUGGAAGACGAAUACCGACUGAUGACCAUUGACGAAAUCAUCAACGGGACGCAACACUCGGCGAGUGGUGGUGGUGGUGGUGGUGGUGGUGGUGGUGACGAGGAGCCAAAGGACGCCGCCGACGACGACUUCCCAGGUCUCAUCCCGCUGGUAGAGUCUUACCUGGACAGCGUCAACAUCGACGUCACCACCCGGUGUGAACUGGCGAGGUACCUGGACCUGAUCCGCAAGAGGGCCGACGGGACCCUGUGGACCGGCGCGAAGUGGCUGCGGGAGUUCGUCCGGACCCACCCGGGCUACAGGUUCGACAGUGAGGUGAGCGAAAAGGUGACGUACGACCUGUUCAAGGCCGUCGAGGAGGUGGGAGGGAAGGAAGGGAAGGACGGCGCCGUGGGGUGGGAAAUGUUGACCGCCAAGGAAAGAGCAAGAGGUUGGGACGGAUGACGAUGAUUGAUGAAGAAAAAGACAGUGGACGGAGCCUUGAUGAUGAUCAUCAUCAUGACGACCGAUGACCGACUUACGAUGAGGAUGACAAGUCUUUCAUCGUACGGAUUUGUACUGUCGAGUCUUGUGGCAAUGUCUACGAGGCAAAAAGAGGUUUGUGGUGACAUGAUAGAGACUCACUCAAUGCACGCAUAGUACCUACAGUAGUAAGGUGGUCGUACAAGUUUAUGAACAUGUACGGAUUACACUACCUUGAGGUCAGAGCACACAAGAUGAACGCGAAAUCGUACACUAGGCACACACGGUCGAGGCUUGAAAAUCAUGUCUCAUUCUCAUUAUCGUUCUCAUGCUCGAAUCGCAUAGCAC